Messenger RNA from Polypterus senegalus (gray bichir), 694 nucleotides. Its product is annotated as perforin-1-like. The record is from RefSeq and is a predicted model, not a curated record. NCBI's taxonomy places the organism in Eukaryota, Metazoa, Chordata, Cladistia, Polypteriformes, Polypteridae. The coding region runs from base 136 to 567 and encodes 143 amino acids. The transcript has 2 exons.
UGUACCCACUUGGCAUGUGCCAGCUCUGGUGUCACUGAUUGACAAAUGCACAAACACUCACUUGAAAGGUCUGUGUGGCAAGUGGCUGGCAUUGGACAUUCUACCUGAGGCUGAGACACACGAGUGACCAGUACCAUGGCAUCUUCUCAACCCUGGUGGCGCUUUCUUCUCCUCCUGGUGGUCCACCUUCUGAUCCAGCCAGACGGAUGCAGCAGCAAUGAAGGCAAAUUCCUGCAGGUCCAUGUGAGGAAAGCCAACGGGUUGCGCGGUGACCCAACCGGAGCGACGGACGCUUAUGUCCGAGUGUCAUACGGCUCCACUACCAAAACGACACCACCCGUGUCAGAGGAUGACAACCCCAUCUGGAACAUCAGCUUCGACUUUGGUAAGGUGAUUUCUGGCUACAAGCUGGAGUUUGAUGUCUUUGACAAGGACGUCUUCUUCGACGACUGGAUGGGGAGCUGUAACGUGCCGGUCGAAAACAACAACGUGUCCAGCAGCUGUCAGUUGUUGAAAGAUGCCAUCUUUUACUACGGGUACACCAUCUUAACAGAAGCCGACUUUUGAGUCUCCUCAAUCUUUACAAGAUGCUUUCUUUCAGUCAGUGGGUCAAUUUUUAUUUUAAUCUCUUCAGAAUUUUGAAUCUUGUGGGUGGCAGAGGGCAUAAUCAAUAAAUCCAGAUGCUAAAAAAGAA